This is a messenger RNA of Oryzias latipes (Japanese medaka), 2777 nucleotides long. RefSeq names its product splicing factor 1 (gene sf1). Gene Ontology annotation, cellular component: nucleus. Gene Ontology annotation, biological process: regulation of mRNA splicing, via spliceosome. The record is from RefSeq and is a predicted model, not a curated record. Lineage: Eukaryota; Metazoa; Chordata; Actinopteri; Beloniformes; Adrianichthyidae. Gene Ontology annotation, molecular function: zinc ion binding; mRNA binding.
GCUCUUCCCCGCGGUUCAACCUUUGUAAUAUUCUGUUAGCCGCCAUUUUGAGGUAGACUGCAGGUAGAUGUUGCUUUGUCAUUUAGCCUUGAAUAGAAGUCCGGAUUGAACUGAAGCUGAACGGAGAAGAAGCCAUUUCGGUGCUGCGGUAAUGGCGACUGGAGCGAACGCCACUCCUCUGGGGAAACUGCACCCCAGCAUCGGCGCUAAACGGGGAUUUGAUGCGGGGCCUGGUGCGGGCAAUGGGCUGAUGCCCGCGCCGGGGCCGACCGCCUCCUUCCCCGCGAUGCCGGGCUUCCAGCCCGCGAUGCCGAGCGCCCCAUUUGCCCAGUUCAAUCCAGUCGGCAAUUUUCAGACCCCCGCUCAACCAGCCGCCGUGUCCGGGAUGAGCAAGAGUGAUUUCGGAAAGAAAAGAAAGAAAAGCAGAUGGAGCAGUGAAACCCCCGAUCAGAAGACGAUCAUUCCCGGAAUGCCUACCGUCAUUCCUCCUGGACUCACCCGGGAUCAAGAGAGAGCUUACAUAGUCCAACUGCAGAUUGAAGACCUGACUCGUAAACUGCGUACAGGAGACCUGGGAAUCCCUGUUAACCCUGAGGACAGGUCCCCCUCUCCAGAGCCCAUUUAUAACAGCGAGGGCAAACGGCUAAACACCCGUGAGUAUCGCACGCGGAAGAAGAUCGAGGAGGAGCGCCAUGCCCUCAUCACUGAAAUGAUCGGACUGAACCCUGACUUCAAGCCUCCUGCAGACUACAAGCCUCCAGCCACCCGAGUCAGCGAUAAAGUCAUGAUCCCGCAAGAUGAAUACCCCGAAAUCAACUUUGUUGGGCUGCUGAUUGGACCACGAGGAAAUACGCUGAAGAACAUCGAGAAAGAAUGCUGUGCCAAGAUCAUGAUCAGAGGGAAGGGUUCGGUGAAAGAAGGGAAGGUCGGGCGAAAGGAUGGCCAGAUGCUGCCCGGAGAGGACGAGCCUCUGCACGCCUUGGUCACGGCCAACACCAUGGAAAAUGUCAAGAAGGCUGUGGAGCAGAUCCGAAACAUCCUCAAGCAAGGAAUCGAGACGCCUGAGGACCAAAACGACCUACGCAAGAUGCAGCUGAGGGAGCUGGCCAGACUCAACGGCACUCUCAGAGAAGACGACAACAGGAUUCUUCGUCCUUGGCAGAACUCGGAGCCACGCAGCAUCACCAACACCACCCUUUGCACAAAGUGUGGUGGAGCCGGUCACAUCUCUUCUGACUGCAAGUACACCAGCACCUUCGCUGCCCACAGAGCCACAGGCGGGGAGCCCCCCCAGUCAGCGCAGGACAAGGCUCGUAUGGACAAAGAAUACCUGUCCCUCAUGGCUGAGCUGGGGGAGGCCCCCGUCCCCAGCUCUGGCGGGGGACACUCCAACUCUCAGUCAGGAUCUCGGAAUUCCGGCCCCAACAGCAACCAGGCGAUGAACCGCCCCCCCUGGAUGAGCUCUGGCCCCUCAGAGAACAGGAACUACUCUGCUGUUCAGGGAGGUCCCGCUGGACCCCACGGCUUCCCUCCCCCGAUGCCUAGCAUGGGAGGACCACCGCUUCCUCCCAAUCCUAACGGAAUGCCCCCACCCUGGAUGCAGCCGCCCCCACCUCCCAUGGGCCAGGGACCCCAUGGACACCCCAUGGGUAGGAGCUUUCAUUGCCCAGAAGACGCACAAUGUAUGAUGCCACCUCCAAUGGGUAUGAUGCCACCACCUCCUCCACCCCCCAGCAGCCAGCCCCCUCCACCACCCUCCGCUCCCUUGCCACCAUGGCAACAACAGGCUCCGCCCCCUCCUCCUACAAGCAGCAUGGCAACAAGUACACCGCUGCCGUGGCAGCAGAACACCACCACCACCACCUCCAGCACCGGCACGCUGCCUCCAUGGCAGCAGCCCCAACAGCCUUCUGUGUCUGCAGCUCAGCCCCCUCUGCCCAUCGGAACCGCAUCCAUGGUGCCGCCUCCUCCCGGGGUCCAGCCCCCCUUGCCCCCAGGCGCCCCUCCGCCGCCACCCCCACCACCUCCGGGCUCCACCAGCAUGAUGUAUGUUCCGCCGCCCCCUCCGCCACCCAUGGACCCUUCCAAUUUUGUUACCAUGAUGGGGAUGGGAGUUCCGGGCAUGCCACCCUUUGGGAUGCCCCCCGCCCCUCCUCCUCCUCCCCCACAGAAUUAAUUCUCAAUUGCAGUUGCCCGACAGCCCCCCCCUCCAUCACAUGAUUCGGUCCGGCUGAUUGACGCUACAGUCCACAGAGGAGUGGUUUCCAGCUGUGAGCGGCUGCAUCCGUUCUGCUGCUGCAGCGCCGCGGUUGUCAUGGAAACCCGCCCCCCCUUCAUGGUUUCUGUGCUCCAAUGAAUCUGAACAUUUUAGUUUGAGGUCCCAGCUGAAGCUGCAUGAUCCGAGCUCAGUCUGGUCCGCUGUUUUCCCGCCCUUCUCUGUUUUCCCGCCUUCAAUCAGAUGAAUAUUUUUGUAACAGUGAGACGAUCGGUGACACGGAUCUUAGCUCAGUCCAAAACGCUCCGUGUUGUAACUCAUUUCCCUGUUGGUUGCUUAGCUCUAGACUAUAAUUGCUGUUUCCUGCUCUUCUUUUCACUGCAUCUGCGUUCAGAAACGCAGAGACGGAACGGCGUUUGUGUGGCUUUGAGAAGAUUCUGUUCUGUUCUUUCUUAGACGGACGUCAACAGAGCAUCUUGUCUUUUUCCUUGUUUGUGGAUUUGUCUCUGACCUCAAUAAAAAUAUAAUUCUUGGUUUGGUAAUAAACUGAUCAGUAAGCUUC